This is a messenger RNA of Insectozyma verbasci, 1702 nucleotides long. The record is from the annotation of a GenBank genome assembly. NCBI's taxonomy places the organism in Eukaryota, Fungi, Ascomycota, Pichiomycetes, Serinales, Debaryomycetaceae.
AUGUUAAAUUCAGCAGGUGCAUUAAUGGCAUUAGAUGAACGUACAAGUUUUAAUUCGUCAUUGGGUGGAAUUUUACAAAGCUCAAAUUAUAUAGGUGCAUUAUCUGGAUCUAGUUGGUUAUUGGGCUCUUUAAUUUUUCAAAAUUGGUCAAGUGUAGAGAGCAUAUUGAAUAAUCCUCAGUUAGAUCUUUGGAAUUUAACAACUACAAGACAAUUGGUAAAUCAAGAUGGGCUAUGGACAAUCUUAUUUCCUGUGUUAUUUGAAAAUCUAGACUCUGCAUUAAGUCAUUUAAAUUUCUGGGAUAAUGGUGACAAAACAGGUAUUAAAUAUGAUUUACAAAAUAAAACAAAAGCAGGUUUUGAAACGUCAUUAACUGACGCUUGGUCAAGAGCACUUGCUCGUCAUUGCCAAAGAUAAUGAUGAUUAUGCUAGUGAUAAAACUUGGAGUGAUAUUAGAAAUAUAGAUGCUUUUGCAAAUCAUGAAAUGCCAUUUCCAUUAAUCACUGCAUUAGGUAGAAAACCAGGUACAGUAGUAUACAAUCUAAAUUCAACUGUUGUUGAAAUGAAUCCAUUUGAAAUUGGUAGCUUUGAUCCCUCAUUGAAUACAUUUAUGGAUAUCGAAUAUAUUGGAACUAACGUAUCAAAUGGUACACCUACUGGUGUUUGUAUUAAUGGAUUUGAUAAUGCGGGAUUUGUAAUGGGUACUUCAUCAUCAUUAUUUAAUCAGUUUCUUAAUACGUUGGUUUGUGAUGAUUGUAAUUCAUUAAACUUUGUAUUAAAAUGGGUAUUGAAACAAUUUUUAACUAGAUUAUCUUCAAAUCAUGAAGAUGUUGCUUUAUACAAACCAAAUCCAUUUUAUAAUUCACAAUAUGCAAAUUCAAACAAUAUUACAACUAGUGAUACAUUAUAUUUAAUAGAUGGUGGGAUCGGUGGAGAAAUAAUUCCAUUAUCUACAUUAAUUACAACAGAUAGAAAAUUAGAUGCAGUGUUUGCAUUUGAUUCAAGUGAUGAUCUAGAUAUUAUGUGGCCAAAUGGAACUGCAUUAGUUAAUUCUUAUGAAAGACAAUUUUCAAAUCAAGGUUCAUCAAUGGUUUGUCCAUAUAUACCAGAUCAAAAUACAUUUUUGAAUCAAAAUUUAACUGCAAAACCAACAUUUUUUGGCUGUGAUGCUAAAAACUUAACUGAUUUAACAAAAGAUGGUGUUGUACCUCCAAUUAUUAUUUAUUUUGCAAAUAGACCAUAUGAAUUUUAUUCAAAUACUUCAACUUAUGCUUUAACAUUCACAAAUGAUGAGAAAUUAGGUAUGAUUCAGAAUGGUUAUGAUAUAGCUACAAGAUUAAAUAGUACAAUUGAUGAAAAUUUUAAAACUUGUAUCGCUUGUGCGUUAAUACAAAGAGAAGAAGAGAGAAGAGGUAUUGAACAAAGUGAUCAGUGUAAAGAAUGCUUCAAAGAUUACUGUUGGGAUGGUACUAUAGCAACUAAUGAACCCUUGAAUUUGGUGAAUUUCACCGAUUCAGGUCUAACAAAUGGAUCAACUACGUUUUAUGGUGAUGCAAAUGACAAAUAUCAGUCAUCAGGACUAAGCUUAUUCAAAAGAGAAGAAACUGAAGACGUUGAAGUGUCAAUAAGCAACACUGGUGGUAAAAUGUUACCUUCCAUGAUAUCCAUAAUAUUAAUGAUUGUAAGUUCAAUGAUUAUAUAA